This is a messenger RNA of Cooperia oncophora, 216 nucleotides long. NCBI's taxonomy places the organism in Eukaryota, Metazoa, Nematoda, Chromadorea, Rhabditida, Trichostrongylidae. The record is from the annotation of a GenBank genome assembly.
AUGGCCGAUGAGGAGCUGAAGAAGGCUUUCCAAGACUUGCAAUUCAAAACGAAUGAAACUAAAAACUUAAUAGCUCAAGGAGAAAUUACGAAGAAAGUGAAUGCGCAGAAGCAGCGAAUGUCGGAGUUGUCCGCGGCGAGCAUCACUGAAGUGCCUGAUUCUCUGAUUCUCAUACUGUCUAUAUCGCGCCCGUCGAGUGUUGUCGGAUGUUUCUAA